CUAUCAAGUUGCUACUGGAAGUGCUGAUAAUACUAUACGCAUUUGGGACAUUCGGACUUUACGGUGUAUCUAUACUAUUGCUGCACAUAAGUCUCUUGUAUCCGAUGUAAAAUUUUUCCAUGCAUCUUCAGAAUUAAUAAAUGAAGAGUGGGAUAGUGGUGUCAAACCAACAAUUUCUGGAUUAUAUUUAGCAAGUUGCGGUUAUGAUGGAUUUGUAAACAUUUGGUCUGCUGAUGAUUGGAGUUUACUUAAAAUAUUGGCAGGGCAUGAUGGAAAAGUAAUGGCAGUUGACAUUUCUACAGACAACAAAUUGAUUGCCUCGUCCGGUUUUGAUCGAACAUUUAAAUUGUGGGCGAAUGAGAAUUUACCAAUUUGA
Scutellospora calospora is the source of this 376-nucleotide messenger RNA. NCBI's taxonomy places the organism in Eukaryota, Fungi, Glomeromycota, Glomeromycetes, Diversisporales, Gigasporaceae. The record is from the annotation of a GenBank genome assembly.